CUAACUCUGACCACUCUCUUUAUAUGGAAGUACUAAACGCUAGAGUAGGACAUCUCAGUAAUUUUGAAGUAUUUGAGAUUAUUAAAGAGCUAGGGAGCUCUACAGUUGAUAAUCUACGUUUUACACAGACUGAAGCUGUAAAGUAUCUUAGUAACGAUAAUCUAUCAACUACAAAACAGAAUGAAACUGGUAUCACGAAUCUACUCCAAUCGUUGGAACAGUUUCAGACACUCACUAGAGCUGAGAAGCUGAUGAUUGUCAACCUUUCACCAAAGAGCGUCGUUGAAUUAUACGUCAUUAUUGAAGAACUAGAAGACAGAUUAAGUGAGGAAGAUAUUGAAGCUAUCCUCUCACUUGUCUCUACCAAUUUGGGUGAAACAACCAACUUACAGAACAACAACAAUGAUGAUAAUGGCCCUACAGACGAGCCACUAUUUGUCGACGAGGAUGAACAAGAGAACGCGAAAUAUGAACAAGAAAUUGCAGAACAGGAAGAGUUAGAAAACGCAGACGUUGGCGAAGAAGAAGCCAGAGGCAUUGAUGAAGUGGACGAUUAAAAAGUUUUAGCAUUACAUUAUUAUAGAGUAUGUUGUAUAUUAUCCAAUUAACC
This is a messenger RNA of Wallemia mellicola CBS 633.66, 610 nucleotides long. RefSeq lists its product as hypothetical. Gene Ontology annotation, molecular function: nucleotide binding. Gene Ontology annotation, biological process: transcription initiation at RNA polymerase III promoter. Bases 24 to 557 code for a protein of 177 amino acids. NCBI's taxonomy places the organism in Eukaryota, Fungi, Basidiomycota, Wallemiomycetes, Wallemiales, Wallemiaceae. The transcript has 2 exons. The record is from RefSeq and is a predicted model, not a curated record. Gene Ontology annotation, cellular component: RNA polymerase III complex.